This is a messenger RNA of Sodiomyces alkalinus F11, 487 nucleotides long. RefSeq lists its product as hypothetical. NCBI's taxonomy places the organism in Eukaryota, Fungi, Ascomycota, Sordariomycetes, Glomerellales, Plectosphaerellaceae. The coding region runs from base 1 to 312 and encodes 103 amino acids. The record is from RefSeq and is a predicted model, not a curated record. The transcript is spliced from 6 exons.
AUGGGUUUCUUUGGCCGCACUAACAUGCUUCAAUGCAUUCUCAGCCUCUUAUUCGUGGAUUUGUGGCUGCAUGAAAACCUGGAAGCGCAGCAGCCCGAUAUGUGUGGUCUGGACCAGAGAGUUGAGGCUUUCCGCCUUUUCGCAUCUUACAGACAGCAGGACAUCCGCCUAGCGAAAAAGGAAUGCGAAAAAAGAAUCGAAAUCAACGAUGAGACUUCGCAGCAGUCUCCAUUGGCCAAGACCCAGCCUGUCAGCUUGCCCCUUGCCCCAUCCAUCGUGGGGUCCUGUCGCCCGCCCCCUGAGUCGGUCUAGGGAUAGGGGGUAUGUAUUUAUACUUCGUAUGACGAGACCGAAUGUGACGUCGCUUUGCAGCAGAACCCUGCGAAGCACACGUGUAUAUGGACCGAAAACUCUGUCAGUCUCUUCUUUUCCCUCUUCCCUCCUACCUACCUAGGUAGGUUGUUGGCUGAGCUGGAGAAUGUCCUUG